Molecule: messenger RNA, 683 nt
Organism: Anguilla anguilla (European eel)
Lineage: Eukaryota; Metazoa; Chordata; Actinopteri; Anguilliformes; Anguillidae
Source: the annotation of a RefSeq genome assembly
AUGAUACUAAGCUUUUUCGACCAAUUCAUAAGCCCCACAUAUAUAGGAAUUUCUUUAAUCACCUUAGCCUUAACCCUACCAUGAAUUCUUUACCCUACCCCAACAUCCCGAUGACUAAAUAACCGAAUCCUAACCCUACAAAGCUGGUUCGUUGGCCGAUUUACACAACAACUCCUUCUACCACUAAAUGUUGGAGGACAUAAAUGAGCAGUUAUACUAACAUCACUAAUACUAUUCCUACUAACAAUAAACCUGCUAGGCCUGCUCCCAUACACAUUUACACCAACAACCCAAUUAUCCCUAAAUAUGGGACUUGCAGUCCCACUAUGACUAGCCACCGUAAUUAUUGGUAUACGAAAUCAACCAACUGUAGCAUUAGGACACCUACUGCCAGAAGGAACACCAGUCCCUCUAAUCCCUGUGCUUAUCAUCAUCGAAACAAUUAGCUUAUUUAUUCGUCCACUAGCCCUGGGCGUACGACUUACAGCAAACCUGACAGCAGGCCACCUCUUAAUUCAACUAAUCGCCACUGCAGUCUUUGUUCUUAUACCAAUAAUGCCUACAGUAGCUAUUUUAACAGCAAUCGUGCUAUUUCUUUUAACACUAUUAGAAGUAGCAGUUGCUAUAAUUCAAGCUUACGUAUUUGUACUCCUACUAAGCUUAUAUCUUCAAGAAAACGUAUA